GAGCGUCUGAGCACGACGAUCUGUCGUCUGCGAGCACCGCGAGCCUUCGACAACGCUGAGAGCGAGGGACCGUCUAACUGUGGCAUGCAUCAGGCAACGGAUUUCUGUGGUCUGUGCGUUCACCGUUCAACGUUCAACGUUCAACGUUAACGUCCAACCUCCAUGUUCCCUCAUGCCUUUGUUCAAGCCCGGCUUCUUCCUCCUCUCUCCAUGGCUGGAACUUCUUACUGGGGUAACGUAACCGCGGACCUACUCCACACGCGCCCUUUUGCUGCUCUUCGAAUUCAUUGGCCACCUGGAAUGCGCAAUUACGAGGCGACCCGCCCCUAUGGAGGCAGAGGACUCUUUAUCAUCUCGCAAGAGAAGCCUCGUCCUCCGUUUCGUGACUUUUAUAUUCCGCUUACUGCUGGCGAUGAGAGGCCACCCUUGCAUCUCAAUUCCCCAUUACCAAUUGAAGGUCCUCUUUACCUACACAUUUUCCCCGCAAUAUCGGAGCGCUUCGAUUUUUUCGCCACAGAUCCUAUAGACCCAAGUUUUCAUCAGCUCGAUCCUGCUAGCAUCGAACGUUUUAUCUCAUUCUUCCGCAACGCGAGACCCCCUCGCGUCAUGUCACCGCCUCGUUCUGGUGGGUCAGACGUAGUUCAGUCGAGGUGGUCAACCUUCAGCCACCAACCUCGAGCUGAGUUUUCGAGACCUAGCAGAGGCUAUAUUUUCGAGACAACCCCUAUAUCUAACGACACAAUUACGCACACGGACACCGUCUGGAACGAAUUGCUGCGUUGUGACCAACUCAUCAAGGAUUAUUCCUGGUUUGGAGUCACCAAAACUGUCACUUGGCUCAAAAGGCUUCGUAACGCGCACGUCGAGACUAUGGAUCUGCAAUUUCCAGUGAGGAACUACGACGGAAUUGUUCCCAUUCUCCCCGACGCGUACUCUUCCACACUGUUCCACAUGACAGUUGCCAUUGACGAAGAAUCGGAACGUCAUAAGACAAUGAUGGAGCAAUCGUCAAAUGAGGACGACGACGAGGAUGACGAUCCAUCUCCAUUCGAUUCAUUUGUAGUCGUGCAUGCUGCCGAGACUAUUAUCCCUAAAUCCCCACCCAAUAUGAUCGUACUUGAUAUGUGCAGUAUCUUCUUCGACCAUCAUGCUGCCGCCGUCGUUGCCCUCGCCGAAUUUCGCCUCGAUACACCCCAGAGGAACAAGGCCAUCCGGCGGCUUCGCGAGCUGGAGGCUCUCGAGUAUGCUGCGGGAGGUGGCACGUACCAGGACGUUGUUAGGCGCGCUCUUCCGUCCCCACCUGAACGUAGAAGCUCUUGCCAUGACGGUGCUUCGUCCGCCACUCAGAUCCGCGGUGCGCGAGUCAGUACAGCAGCUCCUCGAUUCGGGCUUCCAUGUUGUCGGAUAUUCUGCUAUGGACGCUACGACGUUUCAAGCAUACCUGGAGCCUGCCAUACACGACCUUCCUUUGCCCAUGGUGUCCCCUUUACCGAGCGAUGCACGAGGUCUAUUCGCAACGUGUGUGGAGCAACUUCAGAGCGUUUUGGAGUACGCGUCGGCUCGACCCUCUCCUCUUGGUCCCGAUAAAAUACUUGUCGUCUCCUCGUCGUCCGUGCGCAGCUUAGAGCCAGCCACUACCAUGGGGAUAGCGACAGCGCUGGUCGCCGAGGCCGAUGAACUCGAAGUGAAGGCGCUCAAGAGAACAUAUACAGUGAGGUCAACGAUGGUGGCAUCCCUGACGGAUCUAGCGACCACGGUCUCCUCUCCAACGCUCUGGAGAAGCAGUGAUCCCCACAGCGGAAUCAAGGUCCAAAAUGUAAGGGUAGCUGGUAUGUAUCAAUUCUUUCGGGUUUUCCAAGACAGUGAUCACGUGGUGACCGCUCGUUGCAUCAACUGGCUCACAGGUGAGGAUGUCGUAGUGAAGGCCUCCAUACCGUGCGGGGCAGUGAGGAGUAUCGUAACCUACGAGGCGGCGGUAUACAAGCAACUCUCAAGCUGGCCAAACCUUGUUCCAGUCCGCUGGAGCGGGAAGACAGGGAACACCGACGUUCUUGUUAUGGACUGCAUCGGACCAAAUCUUGACGAUCUCCGCCGUGCAUGCCGAGGAAAGUUGUCUCUUCGGUCUGUGCUCAUGACCGGUAUUUCACUUUUGCACUUCGUCGAAUUCGCUCAUUCGCGCGGUGUUAUCCUACGCGAUAUCAAGCCACAUAAUUUUGCGGUCGGUGGCGUUCCGAAGGAAGCAUCCCGCAUCUACGCAUUCGACUUCGGCUUGGCCACCAUGUAUGUCAAUCCUGUGAGCGGACAACACAUACCCCUUCGCACAGGGCGUGAUCUUCGCGGAACAUGGAGAUACUGUAGCCAUUGGACGCACAAAGGCAUUGAGCCCAGUCGCCGCGAUGACAUUGUUGCUCUAGGGCACACUCUCCUCGAGCUGCUGCACGGACAGCUGCCCUGGCAAGGCAUCUCUGCUCCCAGCGUCGAGGCCAAAGUCGAGAGAAUGGGCCUUAUGAAGACACCUGGGUACCCAGCCUUUUCGGAUCUCCUCGCUCAGUCCCCUCGCGCGCUUGAAAAGUGGAUGGCUCACGCGUAUGGGUUGGAGUUCGAGCAGAAGCCGGAUUAUCGCUACCUUCUCGCUCUGCUCGAAGAUCAGUUGGCGGCAAACGGGUGGGAGAAUGAUGGGAGUUUCGACUGGGUGAAGCCUGAGUUAGCGAGCAAAGGAACGUUGUUUCCUCCGGAGUACAGGUUCAUCGUCGAUCCGAAUGCAGUGCCGGAUACGAAGAGGGCCGUUGAGCGUUUAGUUUAACGGGGCGUGGUUAUGGCUGUCUUGUGAUAUACAAUGUCCUAUGUCGCUGUUGACGGUUGCGAGAAUAAAC
Stereum hirsutum FP-91666 SS1 is the source of this 2873-nucleotide messenger RNA. Its product is annotated as kinase-like protein. Gene Ontology annotation, cellular component: cytoplasm; nucleus. The transcript is spliced from 6 exons. The record is from RefSeq and is a predicted model, not a curated record. Lineage: Eukaryota; Fungi; Basidiomycota; Agaricomycetes; Russulales; Stereaceae. Gene Ontology annotation, biological process: signal transduction; peptidyl-serine phosphorylation. Bases 1148 to 2803 code for a protein of 551 amino acids. Gene Ontology annotation, molecular function: protein serine/threonine kinase activity; ATP binding.